CAGCUGGGCGCCACCAUGAGCCUACGAAAACUCAGUUUCAAAUGGUUCGGCAGCCUUACCAACAUCUCUUUCCGCCGCUCCACCGAGAAAUCGGACUCGAAGGCCUCCAAGUCCAAGUCUGGAGAUGGUGGUGAAUGUGAGGAGAAGUUGGGUACAGUUGUUGAGACGACGCUGGACGACCUGGGGGCAAUGCGUCCUCGCACGGCCAGCUAUGUGCGCUCCAGUGAGGACUACACACACGUGGGCACACUGCCUCGGCUGCUGAUGAGGAAGAGGGACAAAAGCAGCAAAGGAAUUGUGAGCAGCAGCAAAAAGACUAAAGACAAGAGCAGCAUCGGCAGAAGUCAAAGCCAGAGACCUGCGGGAGACAGGAGGGAAGAUUCACAGACACCCGCACGUUUUUUGUCCAAAACGUUGGAGGUUAAAGCAGAAGUCUCAGCUGACACUGGGCUGAAAGAAAUCCCUUCAGCUGAGGGUAAGCAAAGCAUCCAGGGUGUUUCUUCAGCCAAUUCACAGACCCAAGUCCAACCUGUAGAAGAUGCCACAAUCAACCAGAGCAUCCUUUCUGGACCAGCUGCUGCCGGUGUAGAAGUGCUGCCAUCUGGUGGUCCAGAUGCAGCACUUCAGUUGGAGGAGAGGAAAGUAUUGAACCCCGAAGAGACUCCUGAGAGCCAGAAGAAAGAAGAAAGUGUUGAGAGCGAUGGAUUAGAGCUAAAAGAGGAAGAAGGAACUUCAGAAAUGAAGGAUGAAGACAACGGCAUUUACUGUCACAUGAAGCCGACAGAAACCCAGCCAGAACAAGUUCAGUUCUCAAAGGAGAAAUAUCUGUUGGAGUCUCCUCCUGAGAAACUUCGCAAGGAGCUGGAAGAGGAGUUGAAACUGAGCCCUGCUGACAUCAGGAGCCAUGGCUGGUACCAUGGACACAUACCCAGAGAGGUGUCCGAGUCUCUGGUUUUGAGGAACGGUGAUUUCCUUGUGCGAGACUCUCUGACCAACGUUGGCGAUUAUGUUCUGACCUGUCGGUGGGACAAUGAGGUGCUCCACUUCAAGAUCAGCAAAGUUCUGGUGAAGUCCAAUGAGACUAAGGUGCAGUACAUGUUGGAGGCGGACGGCUUCGACUCCGUUCAGGAGCUCGUGCGCUUUUACGUGGGCCAGCGCAAGGCAGUCUCCCAGUCCAGCGGCGCCCACAUCUACUGUCCCGUCAGCAGGACUCUACCUCUGCGCUACCUGGAGGCGACCUUCGCCCUGUCCAACAGCAAGCACGGCUCCGCCUACUCGCCGUCCAGCCAGAGGGGGGCGUACAUCAAGCGACGGAGCGUCACCAUGACCGACGGCCUGACGACGGAAAAGAUGAUGCCUCACAGUGACUCAGACAGCCCCAGUCCAGUUGAGACACCAGUGGCACCGCCAGAACCAGAGCCGGAGCCUUUGUCCAAAUGCAGCCCGUCAACCAUCCACCACCAUAAAGACGCAAUGCGCAAUUGUGCGAUGAGCAUGGACCAGAUUCAAGAGUACCGCUGCCCCUUGUCGCCUGUCGGGGAAACCCCGCUGUCUCCAGCGUAUAGUGCUGUCACCAGGCAGAGAGCCCACUCAGGCGGACGGGUCCUGGCUGUCGUCCCUCCCUCCCCCGCCAUGCGCCGUUCCAGCGAACCUCAGCUCAGCCCCUCGGACGGCAGCACUCCCGCAGAGUAUCCCGCGCAAACUUCUCACUCGGCGCACUCGUCGCCUGCCCAUCAUCCCCACUACCAACCGCACUCCUCUGAGACGGCGGGGAGUUACUGUGACCUGAGACCCUGCCCCUCGGGGCCGCCCAAACCCCCGACUAAGAGUUACGUAGAGCGGCUGCGAGUGGAAGAAGCGAGGAAAGGUGAAGCCAGAGAAGGAGGAGAGGGGACAUUCAGUGCCCCGGUGGUGGAGUCAACGUCCUUAUUCAGGCCAUCCAGGUACGAGUCUUGCCUUCUUCCUGCUGAAAACAAGCCUCUGGAGAUGUCCGUGCUGAAGAGAGUGAAGGAGCUGCUGGGCGAAGUUGAUGCCAGUACCGCAGCUAAACACAUCACCCUUGUGGACUGCAAGGUUGCUAGAAUAUUAGGCGUUACGGCAGAAAUGCAAAGGAUGAUGGGAGUGUCCUCAGGGUUGGAGCUACUGACUUUACCACAUGGGCAUCAGCAGAGACUUGACCUGCUGGAGAGGUUCUACACCAUGUCUAUCAUGAUGGCCGUGGACCUCCUUGGCUGUACGGGAAGCACAGAGGAGAGGGCGGCCCUGCUCCAUAAAACCAUCCAACUAGCAGCCGAACUGAAAAGCAACCUGGGAAACAUGUUUGGGUUUGCCGCUGUGAUGAGAGCCCUGGAGAUGCCACAGAUUUCCCGCCUGGAGCAGACAUGGGUGACUUUACGCCAGAGGCAUACAGAGGGUGCUAUUCUGUAUGAGAAGAAACUCAAACCCUUCUUGAAGAACAUGAAUGACGGCAAAGAAUCCGGUGUCGUGUCCAACACCUCCUUCCCCCACAUCCUCCCUGUGCUGUCGUUACUGGAGCGGGGCGGCGCCGUCGGGGAGGUGCUCGAGCCCUGGGAGAGCUCGGAGGCCGGAGUGGACGUGGUCAUGCACCACCUAGAGGCUGCACGUACCAUUGCACAUCACGGGGAGAUCUAUAGAACUACUGCUGAGGCCAAACUGCAGGGAUUUCAGGAGCGAGCUGAGCUACACGAGGUCUUCCAGACGGAGUUCCAGAUGCGCCUGCUAUGGGGCAGCCGCGGCUCCGAGGGCAGCCAGUCGGAGCGCUACGAGAAAUUCGACAAAGUCCUCACCGCGUUGUCUCACAAACUGGAGCCUCCCGUGCGCCACAGCGAGCUAUAGCACCUGCCCUGAGACUCCAGCUCGCUAAAACACUCUUGUUGCACUUACCGCCCACAGUGGUAUGGUUUUGUUUUGUGUCGGAAAGGAUGACGACGAGGAUGAUGUGGAUGAGGAGGCAGCUGAACGUGCACAAGAACAUUUCCUUACCUAGAACAUGUGUUGCACUCACUGUGGAACUGAAAAAAAAAAAAUCUUGUGUUCUUCCCUGUGGACUUACCUGCUAAAAUAUUUAAAUCCAAGGGAAAAGCUCUUUGAUGGGAACAUGCGUACGGUGGGCUCUGAGGGCCAAACGAAGCCGCAAAAUUGGGCUUCGCUCCACUUAAACGUAAACACACAACUGCUGUCACUAACUAUAGCCGAGAUGACCGUAUUAUUUUACGUAGCUCAUGAGAUGUUUAGUCCGUGUGAGUAUGCGCGCCUCAGUAAGCGCACUCCUCCAAAUUCUGUUUCUGUUGUUUUAUUUAUCCUUUAAACAAAAGAAAAAAAAGAAUAUCAAAACACUGUGGCCAUUCCUUCAUGACGCUCAUAAGAAUCUCUAAGUGCUAAUCAUGAGGGAACCCUGCUAAUAAAACCUCAUUUAAUAUGGAUCAAGCAAUCCCAUUGUAUCCCAUUAAAAAUGUACCAGGCAUGCAUUAACAAAUGCAGAUUCAAUGCAACAACUUGAAUGUGAGAGCUUGGCGAGGACGAAGUGACCUUUCAUCUCUUCUGGCUGGUUAAUCCAUUUUGAUAUCGUGGGUCUUGUGCACAAAAAGUAGCAAAAAAGGGCGGCACCAUGAAGAACUCAAAAGUGGAAUGUAUGCAUUUUAAAGCGACGUUUCACUCAGUACGGGAACAUUUUGGAACGUGUUUCAGUUUGUAAAGCUUGCCAAAAUGGAUGAUGCAUGCGGCUGUAAAUGUUACACCAGGUCAAAGGUUGCUUUAAGAACAAUUUAAAGACAGUGUGUCGGAUAUAUGAAGUAUAAAAAGGAUUCUGUUAUAACGUGCUGUUUAUGCGCAGAUGUUUUAAUGACACUGGACAGGCAGGGAAAGUACAAGUCCAUCUCAAUAAAUUAGAAUGUCAUUGAAAAGUGCAUUUGCUUCUAUACUUCAGUUCAAAAAGUGAAAGAAAAUAUGUAUUUAAAUAGAGUAAUAGCAGAGUCUCUACUGAACCAGCAAACAACAGGUCUUUGGACGACUGCGGUUCAGUGGGAAGCCCUCCUUUAAUUUAAACGUUGUGAGUUGGAUUCCAGCUUCCUCCUGCCACAUUUCAAUGUGCCUCUGGGCAAGGCACUUAACCUGAAGUUGCCUAUAGAUACGCGCAUGAAUCUGUUCACAUGUGUGACUGUGGCUCUAGUGUAAAGCACUUUGAGUGGUCAGUAUUGACCAGAAAAAGCGCUUUAUGAAUUAAGUGCAUGUACCACUGCUAGAGAGCUGGCUGUUCAUAGAGUAGGCCUACUGCCUCGAAGUAUGGCAAAGGAAAAUUUAGUGGAAGGAAGACAGUAGAAAUAGGUGCACAAGCAGCAGGGAUCUUUGCAGUCUUCAUCUCAUUUAAGAGCUGGAUGUGGACUGUGGCUGGAGUCAAUAGUCCCCUUCAGCUCAAAGCUUCUCAACAAAUGCCCAGCCACAAACCGCCCAUACUUUCCCUUGAUCACUGGCAAUGCGCGCCUUUAGAUAAUACUACCACAAUUUCGCAAAAUUACUCUGCAUAAGGUGUGCAGGGGAAUAUACAGUGAGAUGUAACAAACAAAUGUAGAUCAUGGAACAAUAGGAUGAUCUGACAGGGAUAUUAGCUGUGGUAUUCCUUAUGUUAAGCUACUUGGGAUCCAAAAACUACUCCAAACGUGUCUCACAUGAGUUAAGGAGAAAAAAGGACAAGACUGUUGUUAAGUUUCCCAAAAGACUGGCGGAGAGCCACAGAACCCAAGUUCUUUUAGUUCCAGUGUGGCGUGUCCACAGUCAGGGAGGAUUUGCCAUGCUCGUUGGUCUUAUUCUUUAAAAAGAAUUUGAAAUGAGGGCUUUUAUUAGCUGGUAGCAAUAAUAAUCAAAAUUAACAGAAAUAAGUACUUGUGUACCGAUGACUCUACAUCUUGCUUGACUUUCACUUUUUGAAUUGACCUACAGAAAUAAAUCCACCUUUUGACGGGAUUCCACUUUACUGAGGUGCAACUCUAUGCCACGUUUACUUUAUGUUCAGUUUGAAUGAUGUCUGUAUGUUUUUCAAACUUGUGUUCCAGCAAUAGUGCUAAAAUAAUCAGAGCAAAGGCUGUUUUAGUUUAAAGUGUGUUUGAUAAUUCAGUCUUUUUUUUUCUUCUUCUUUUUUUUUUUUUCUGCUGUAAACUGGUCUGAGAGGGCUGGAGCCACCUCUCAGAGCUAUGCAAUCAUUUCAGCCGGGAACCCUCAAGAUAUUUAGGGAAUCAUAGUGUUUAGUUUUAGUUCUCAGAAGGGUUAAUGGAAGCCAAAUCAGACAUCAAAUCAACUCGACAGUGGAUGUUGGAUCCAUGAUCUAUUCUGGAGUCUGCUGUACUAAUCAGAUUUGGAGCCAUGUGCCACUUCCAACAGGAGGGGGCGAACUUUAGUCAGCAAAAAAAAAAAAAAAAAAAGGAUUAAAGACAUCACACAGACGCAGGGAGAAACGAUGCAGAUCUUGCUUGUUUUGUGACCAAGAGGAUACCUACUGGUUUAGGUUUCACUGACAACAUUGAUUAUGAUGAUGAUGAUAAUGAUGUGAAGUGCUUUUAUUUGUAUGAGGUAAGCAAAAAAAGUUAAGAGAUGAUUCAGGACUGAUCUCAUGUUUUUUUGUACUGUACAUAUUAAUUCACUUUUUCAAAUAAAACAAUUGCUUGUGUUGA
Messenger RNA from Fundulus heteroclitus (mummichog), 5684 nucleotides. It is a transcript of the gene sh2d3ca, whose product is annotated as SH2 domain containing 3Ca. Gene Ontology annotation, molecular function: phosphotyrosine residue binding; guanyl-nucleotide exchange factor activity. Gene Ontology annotation, biological process: small GTPase-mediated signal transduction; positive regulation of peptidyl-serine phosphorylation. NCBI's taxonomy places the organism in Eukaryota, Metazoa, Chordata, Actinopteri, Cyprinodontiformes, Fundulidae. The record is from RefSeq and is a predicted model, not a curated record. The transcript has 16 exons. The coding region runs from base 16 to 2856 and encodes 946 amino acids.